Talpa occidentalis (Iberian mole) is the source of this 4539-nucleotide messenger RNA. It is a transcript of the gene PDE4B, whose product is annotated as phosphodiesterase 4B. Bases 352 to 2934 code for a protein of 860 amino acids. The record is from RefSeq and is a predicted model, not a curated record. Gene Ontology annotation, biological process: signal transduction. The transcript has 18 exons. NCBI's taxonomy places the organism in Eukaryota, Metazoa, Chordata, Mammalia, Eulipotyphla, Talpidae. Gene Ontology annotation, molecular function: transmembrane transporter binding; 3',5'-cyclic-AMP phosphodiesterase activity. Gene Ontology annotation, cellular component: nucleus; cytosol; perinuclear region of cytoplasm.
CUCGCCCAGCGCCCCUCCUCUCGUGGCAGGAAUGGGAGGGCCACAGAGUGCGGAGGAGAGCGGCGUGGCCCGGAGCCACACGGGAGGCAGGUUAACAUAAAACGCCUCCGUGAGAGGCCGGUGGAGUCAAUGACCACCACAGUUGUGGCUUCCGGGAGGCUGCCUGCAUCAGGGUAGUGAGCGUCCCAAGGAGCGAGGCGGCCAGAGACAGAAGUGGCUCCCGUAGUACAAGCUAAUGCCACAGCUCGCUGGCCUGUUUUUCUGGACAGUUUGACAUUGAUUUUCAGUCAGGUUUUCAGCUGCCAGCAGAAGCUUCUCCUGGUUUCUCUUCAGAUUUAUAAAGUAGAUGCCAUGGCUUCUCUUGUUGAAGACUGUCCCACUUGCAAGUCAAGGUUGGUGUCUUAUAACUGGGUUCCUGCUGCAAGGGUUCGAGGAUAUCCUUCCUCUUCAUUUGCAGAACAUGGAGGCUCCAUGUGUCAACAUCGUGAAGUUUCCCUUCCGCUUACCGUGGUAACCCGGGACAAUGCGCAGGAACCCCUCAAAGCAAAGAAAGCCCCUGGCAGCCACCAUUCUACAUUCUGCCAGCCACAAUUCUGCAUUCUGCCACAUAUAGGCAAAAUUGUGCAGAAUUUGUUCUUCUACUGGCUUAUAUCACGUUUUAGAAACUGUCAGCAAAGCCACACAGAACAACAUAUUUUAAGAGGGAUAUUUUUCACCUUUAUAAUGAAGAAAAGCAGGAGUGUGAUGACAGUGACGGCUGAUGACAAUGUUAGAGAUUAUUUUGAAUGUAAUUUGAGUAAAUCCUACAGCUCUUCUAGUAACACACUUGGGAUUGACCUCUGGAGAGGGAGAAGGUGUUGCUCAGGAAACUUACAGUUGCCACCACUGUCCCAGAGACAGAGCGAAAGGGCAAGGACCCCGGAGGGAGAUGGCAUUUCCAGACCAACCACACUACCUUUGACGACUCUUCCAAGCAUCGCUAUUACAACUGUAAGCCAGGAGUGCUUUGAUGUAGAAAAUGGCCCUUCCCCAGGUCGGAGCCCGCUGGACCCCCAGGCAGGCUCUUCCUCUGGGCUGGUGCUUCAUGCCACCUUUCCUGGGCACAGUCAGCGCCGAGAGUCCUUUCUCUACAGAUCAGAUAGCGACUAUGACUUGUCACCAAAGGCAAUGUCAAGAAAUUCUUCACUUCCAAGCGAACAACACGGCGAUGACUUGAUUGUAACACCUUUUGCCCAGGUCCUCGCCAGUUUGCGAAGUGUGAGAAACAACUUCACCAUACUAACAAACCUUCAUGGGACAUCCAACAAGAGGUCCCCAGCUGCUAGUCAGCCUCCUGUCUCCAGAGUCAACCUGCAAGAAGAAUCUUAUCAAAAAUUAGCAAUGGAAACACUGGAGGAAUUGGACUGGUGCUUAGACCAGCUAGAGACCAUACAGACCUACCGUUCUGUCAGUGAGAUGGCUUCUAACAAGUUCAAAAGAAUGCUGAACCGGGAGCUGACACAUCUCUCAGAAAUGAGCCGAUCAGGGAACCAGGUGUCUGAGUACAUUUCAAAUACUUUCUUAGACAAGCAGAAUGAUGUGGAGAUUCCAUCUCCCACCCAGAAAGACAGGGAGAAGAAGAAAAAGCAACAACUCAUGACACAGAUAAGCGGGGUGAAGAAAUUGAUGCACAGUUCAAGUUUAAACAAUACAAGCAUCUCACGCUUCGGAGUCAACACAGAAAAUGAAGAUCAUCUGGCCAAGGAGUUAGAAGACCUGAACAAAUGGGGACUUAACAUCUUCAAUGUGGCUGGAUAUUCACACAACAGACCCCUAACAUGCAUCAUGUAUGCCAUAUUCCAGGAAAGAGACCUCCUGAAGACAUUCAAAAUCUCAUCUGACACAUUUGUCACCUACAUGAUGACUUUAGAAGACCAUUACCAUUCAGAUGUGGCCUAUCACAACAGCCUGCAUGCUGCUGAUGUUGCCCAGUCAACCCAUGUUCUUCUCUCUACACCAGCCCUAGAUGCCGUCUUCACAGAUUUGGAAAUCCUGGCCGCCAUUUUUGCAGCUGCCAUCCAUGACGUUGAUCAUCCUGGAGUCUCUAAUCAGUUUCUCAUCAACACAAAUUCAGAACUUGCUUUGAUGUAUAAUGAUGAAUCUGUGUUGGAAAACCAUCACCUCGCUGUGGGUUUCAAACUGCUACAAGAAGAACAUUGUGACAUCUUUCAGAAUCUCACCAAGAAGCAGCGUCAGACACUCAGGAAAAUGGUUAUUGACAUGGUGUUAGCAACCGAUAUGUCCAAACACAUGAGCCUGCUGGCAGACCUGAAGACCAUGGUAGAAACAAAGAAAGUGACAAGUUCAGGCGUUCUCCUCCUGGACAACUACACUGAUCGCAUACAGGUCCUUCGCAACAUGGUACACUGUGCAGACCUGAGCAACCCCACCAAGUCCUUGGAAUUAUAUCGGCAAUGGACAGACCGCAUCAUGGAGGAAUUUUUCCAGCAAGGAGACAAAGAGCGGGAGAGAGGAAUGGAGAUUAGCCCAAUGUGUGAUAAGCACACAGCUUCUGUGGAAAAAUCCCAGGUUGGUUUCAUUGACUACAUCGUCCAUCCACUGUGGGAGACCUGGGCAGAUCUGGUACAGCCUGAUGCCCAGGACAUUCUGGAUACGUUAGAAGAUAACAGGAACUGGUAUCAGAGCAUGAUACCCCAGAGUCCUUCUCCACCAUUGGACGAGCAGAAUAGAGACUGCCAGGGUCUGAUGGAGAAGUUUCAGUUUGAACUGACUCUUGAAGAGGAAGAUUCUGAAGGACCUGAAAAGGAGGGUGAGGGCCACAACUAUUUCAGCAGCACAAAGACCCUCUGUGUGAUCGAUCCAGAACAUAGAGAUUCCCUGGGAGAGACUGAGGUAGACAUCGAGACAGAAGACAAGUCACCGAUCGACACAUAAUCCCCCUCUCCAUGUGGAGAUGAACAUUCCAUCCUUGACAAGCAUGCCGGCUGUAUGGCAGGGCCAGCCUGCCGCGGGGGCCAAGGCCUGCACAGGACAGGGGCCACGUGGCCUUUCCAGUUACUUGAGUUUGGAGCCAGAAUGUAAUACCAUGAAGCGAAUAGCAGCUCAGGAAAUCCCACAGUUGACUUGCCUCAUUUGCAAGCUUGGUGGGGAACUGAAGCUUUAUGUGGUACUGGAGGCCAAGUUGGGGUCACAACUAAAUGGCUUGAAAAUGGAAGACACAAAACUGAGAGAUUUUUCUGCACUAAGUUUGGGGACUCUGUCCCUACUAGUGACUGAACUGACUAGCUAAUAACUCCAUUUACAAAUCUGCUCACCUUGUCCUCUUGUCUGCCAACCUGUGUGCCUUUUUUGUAAAACAUUUUCAUGUCUUUAAAAUGCCUGUUGAAUACCAAGAGUUUAGUAACAACUUCUCCACAGAUAAGUAUUCAAAGUUGACAUAAUCUUUUUGACUCUUUCUGGAAAAAAAAAAAAAAAGGAAAGAAAAUGGUCUUCCUUUUUUCUUGGGCAAUAUCUUUCACUUUACUACAGUUACUUUUGCAAAGAGAAAGGAUACACUUGUAACCACCUCCUAUUUUCUGCUCCCUAGUGUCCCAACCAGCUCCUUUUAGCUUAUCCAGCCUGCUCUGAGCAGAAUUUCUUCUCCUUUACAGUCCCCUUUUUUUUUUUUGUAAACAUAAUAAAGUUGAAGAAGCUAAGGGAGAAGAGGGGACUGUCCUGCCAGUCAGUCAGAGUCUGUAAACUCCUGAAGCCCUGCACCCCGGUGCAGUGCCCUAAACCCCUCUGCAGUGGGGUGCCACUGGCCCCCAGCCCGCCCCAACUUCAUUCUCAUACUGAUCACACUGUUUUCAAUUUAAUGCUGCCAUCUUUCUCUUGCACUGCCUACCAUGCUAACACCUCCAUUUCUGUUUAUAACGGUGUAUUUAUUACUUCAUGUAUAUAAUGUAAUGUUUUGUAAGUUAUUAAUUUAUAUACCUAACAUUGCCUGCCAAUGGUGGUGUUACAUUUGUGUAGAAAACUCUGCCUAAGAGUUGCGACUUUUCUUGUAACGUUUUGUAUUGUGUAUUAUAUAACCUGAAGGUCACUAUGGAGAGACAUACAGCCCCGCAGUGAGGGCACCCGUGGGCUUUUAUUGGAGUCUGCCCUUUUCUUAGUCUGAGUCGCUAAUACUGCUCAACCCCUUUAUGAAGUGAUUUUGGAAAUAGGAUUCUCACAUUAGAUACUAAGUGGUUUAUACCGAGCUUUUACUUUUGUAUAGUUUGAUAGGGGUAGGGAGCAGAGGGAUGUGGUUUUUACCCAUGUUCUGUCCAAAUCUGUGUACACAUAAGUUGGGUUAUAAGUGGGUUCUACUAUAAUUGUGGUUUUGGUUUAAAAAGCAACACUACAUUUGCUCACGGAUGGUUCUCCUGAGUGUUCCCAAACUACUGACUUUGGAGAGAAAGCCUUCUGCCUGCCAUUAAGCAGGAACGUCGUGUUCCAAUUAAUUACAAAAGAAAACAAUAAAACAAUGUGAAUCUUAUAAUACAAUGUGAACUGAUGUAG